Dromaius novaehollandiae (emu) is the source of this 3003-nucleotide messenger RNA. It is a transcript of the gene S1PR1, whose product is annotated as sphingosine-1-phosphate receptor 1. The transcript is spliced from 2 exons. Gene Ontology annotation, molecular function: sphingosine-1-phosphate receptor activity. NCBI's taxonomy places the organism in Eukaryota, Metazoa, Chordata, Aves, Casuariiformes, Dromaiidae. Gene Ontology annotation, biological process: adenylate cyclase-activating G protein-coupled receptor signaling pathway; sphingosine-1-phosphate receptor signaling pathway; angiogenesis. The coding region runs from base 327 to 1466 and encodes 379 amino acids. The record is from RefSeq and is a predicted model, not a curated record. Gene Ontology annotation, cellular component: plasma membrane; cytoplasm.
GGCGCGGCCCGGGCUGGGCUGGGCUGGGCUGGCAGGUCCCAAACACGAGCCGCGCCUCCGCGCCGCGGAGAGCCGCGCAGGGAGGAGUUAGAGGAGAACAGUCGGAAACGGGGAGGAGAGCAGCGGCUGCAGGACCAUUAAAACCGCGGGAGCGUGUCCGGCCGCGGGAGCUGCUCCGCGGGCACGCAAGAUGCGGGGGGCCGCUGCGGGCUGCGCGCCGCGCCCGAGCAAGGGCUGCCGCUGGUGAGGCUGCCCGGAGCCCGCCGGGUUCGCUCUUGGCGUCCCCCUCUGGCGGCCGCUCGGGAAGCGCCGCCCAGCCUGGCACCAUGAGCUCCCUCACCACCGCCCCGCUGAAGGUCGUCAGCAACCUUGCCAACAUCGAUGUCAACUAUAUCAUCAAAGAGCAUUACAAUUACACAGGAAAGCUAAAUGAGAAUGCGGACAGUGGAAUAAAAGUGACUUCGGUGGUUUUUAUUAUCAUUUGCUGCUUUAUAAUCUUAGAGAACAUUUUUGUCUUGCUCACCAUCUGGAAAACCAAGAAGUUUCACAGACCCAUGUACUAUUUCAUUGGGAACUUGGCUCUUUCAGACUUGCUGGCUGGGGUGGCUUACACUGCCAAUCUCCUGCUCUCUGGACACAAAACUUACAGCCUCACCCCCUCCCAGUGGUUUGUAAGAGAAGGCAGCAUGUUUGUUGCCUUGUCAGCUUCUGUGUUCAGCUUGUUGGCCAUUGCCAUCGAGAGAUAUAUCACCAUGUUGAAGAUGAAACUCCACAAUGGCAGCAACAGCUUUCGCUCCUUCUUGCUGAUCAGUGCUUGCUGGGUUAUCUCCGUGAUACUGGGGGGACUCCCGAUUAUGGGCUGGAACUGCAUCAGCCUCUUGUCCAACUGCUCCACAGUGCUGCCUCUCUACCAUAAGCACUAUAUUCUCUUUUGCACCACAGUUUUCACCGGCCUUUUGUUAUCUAUUGUCGUCCUCUAUUGCAGGAUCUAUUCCAUGGUGAGGACUAGGAGCCGUAGGCUGACGUUUCGAAAAAACAUUACCAAAGCUACUAGGAGCUCAGAGAAGUCCUUAGCUUUGCUCAAGACAGUGAUUAUAGUCCUGAGUGCCUUCAUUGCCUGCUGGGCUCCUUUGUUCAUCCUGCUUUUACUGGAUGUGGGGUGCAAAGUGAAAACCUGCCCAAUCCUCUUUAAAGCAGAGUAUUUCUUAGUGCUGGCCGUGCUCAACUCAGCCACGAACCCUAUCAUCUAUACCUUAACAAACAAAGAAAUGAGGAGGGCUUUCAUCAAGAUUCUGUGCUGCUGCAAAUGUCCCCCUGCAGAUUCUGGGACCAAAUUCAAGAGGCCGAUCAUCGGAGGGAUGGAGUUCAGCCGGAGCAAAUCUGACAACUCCUCCCACCCACAGAAGGAGGAAGGUGACCGUCCUGAAACCAUCAUGUCUUCAGGCAAUGUUACCUCGUCGUCUUAGGCGUAACCACGGGGGCCUGUUUCAGAGCCUUUCCUCUGAAAUCUGACAGCCGGGACGCCUCCUGCUCACUAUGGCAGCGUUGGGCUAAGUGAGCAAGUAGCAUUAGUUAUAGAGAGGCAAACGGUGCACUUGCAAGGCUGGAGGUCAAGAAAUGGGACAGACUGUUCUGGCUUGAAAAUCUUUUUCCCUGGAGCAUGUUUUGUCUUUUCACUGAGGCAGCUCAGGAUUGUCAGGCGCAUUCAUAUCCUGAAAUCUCCUUAGUAACUCUGAAAGACUGAUGCCUUGGUGAAAUGAUGCCUGGUGCGUGUGAGAGAAAGAGAGUGGGGGCGGAGAGAAAGGGAGAAUGAAUUUUUUUUUUUUUUUUCCUGUGAGAAGAAUGUGAAGUUAUUUUUUCUUUACUUGCAGCAAACCACUGACACAAAGAUCCUUCUGUACUGAGUUUAGUGAUGGCUCUGGUAUACUUGGUCAGAAGUGUUUGUUUAGCACAUAGCAAGGAAAGAGAUCACACAAAUACAAUUUGGACCAUGUACAACCGUAAUUUUGCAUCACUUUCCAGAGCUUUUAGUUAAGUAAUAAGAUUUUAUUUGCAGAGUCCAAAGUUGUUGGGGUUUUAUUUAGCAAGAUCAUAGCUGUGAAAUUUUGCUGACAGUCCACAUCACAUUUGAAGACCAGGAGCCAGACUCUGCAGUUACUUUUCACUUAUACAAUUCUGUUGGCUGCUUCAAAUUUUAUGGAGUAGCUCAGAGGAGCAUUUGGCCCUAUACGUUGAUUGCCUUGUUAGUAAAUAAACUGCAUUAUCAUGACAAAUGCAAGGUAGAGCUAAAGGUCAUUUCUCUUUAAGAUGACUGAAAGUAAAUCUAACAGUAUAGAAUACUAUUGACAAUAGUAAGAUUUUUGCCUGAGUAAAAACUGAAGGGUAAUUUCAGUGUUAGGUCCAUAGUAUUUCCAAAGGUAAAGAUCAGUCAGGAAAUCUGAAAGGAAUACCUUGAGUUUCAGAAAAAUUAAAGGAAAGUUUAAGUGAAAUGAUUAUAGAUAAAUGCACUUCCAUAAUAAAAUGCAAUACACAGUUUGGCACAUUUUAUUAGCGUUUAUAAUUUCAGCAAAGAUGUCUGUAUUUUAUCAGUUCAUGGAAGAAGUACCUUUAAUUAAAUUGAAUGUAUUUGUUUUACAGCAUCAUUUUUAUUCCUCUGUUUUUCUAACCUGUGCUAAUGGGGUUGAAUGUGUACAAUGUAAAUAAUUUAAAAAGAUGCAGGAGACUUCAUGCACCUAGAGUAUUACUGUAACAAAAGUGGUAUAUCUGGGAUAGCUGAGAGCAAUUGACUGAUUUACAGUUAUUGGCAAUUCUUAGAAAUGUUUUUUGUAAAAAAAUAAAUAAAUAAAUAAAAAAUAUUGCCUUUGUAGUAAGAUUUCCAGUGCAAUUAAACUGAUUUUUUUUCUGGUUUUAAAAAUAGUAUUUAAAAUGUUUCUGACUUUUAUUGUUCAAUUUGCACAUAGCUUUAUUGACUUCUAAACAUUAAUAAACUGAUUUUUUUAAAGA